AGAAAAACAGCAGCUCACUUCCCCUUGCGUCUGCUGGACACAUACAUCCUGAGGCACAAUACUUUUACCUCCAGUUUGAAGGACAGCGGAGCGACAUCCCUCAGAAAAUCACAGCCGUCAAACCCCACAGGUGCCCGGAGAUGCCUAAUCUGAACAAUACUUCCAGUGUUACUUUUCCUCUGGAUGGAACCAGCUCUGUCGCAUUGGUGUGGAUCUACAGUCUGACACUAAUCGGCGGGAUCGUCGGGAUCAUCUUCAUGAGUUUCAUCCUGAGUCGGCAGAAGGACAAGCUUUCCAUCACGAACAUCUCCAUCAUCAACUUGGUGGUGGUCCACGGCACGUUUCUUCUCACGGUGCCCUUCCGGAUCCAUUACUUCGCUACCCAAACAUGGACUUCCAGCUUUUACUUCUGCAAGCUUAUAAGCAUCGUUAUCCACACACACCUGUACCUCUCCUUUUUCUUCUACUUGGCCAUCUUGGUGGUGCGGUUCUUACCUGUCAUAGGAAGGAAGCCGAUGGGCUUCAACCGGCCGUUAAUAGCGUUCCUCGCCAGUGCGACCGUCUGGCUGUGCUUCUUCCUUAGCAUAUUUCCACUUCUCUGGAUAAACUAUGGAAAAGACAAGAAGAAUAAGAAUGAUGGAACAUGCUUCGGGUUUCAGUCGGAUAUCAAGGAUUAUGUCAUAACUGUCAACAUCAUAUUGGCUGUCGUCAUAAUAGCUACUAGCUGUGCUGCCCUAGUCAUCCUGUUAUUGGUGCUAAUGAAGAUAGCAAGGUCAAACCAUGGGAAUCUCUUCUCCCACCAGGAGUUUCGGGCACAAAUAAACAACAUAAGGUUCAUCGCCAUCAUGUUUAUCUGUUUCCUGCCCUAUCACACCUUCCGGAUCUAUUACGUGUUGCACUUACACAACGAUCAAACUUUAGCAAACAAAAAUGAGGUAUAUUUGGCCAUUACGUCAUUGUGCUGCUGGGAUCUCCUGACGUUUGUUAUAAUUAAAAGGUGAAGGAUUAUCUCUCCCAUUUAUUCCGGCGUCAAAAAACGGACACUGAAGAAAAUCAGCUUCCAUACAUACAUCCAUCUUCUACUCGUUUAUCCUGGUUAAGACAGUGAGAACUAGUAUUCAGUGCUGUAUUUGGACAAUCCAGGACCAUCAUCAAACACUUGCUAAAAAUGCGGAACAUGAAGAAUGAUCCAUGAAUUAGACUUCACUUUCCAGUGAAGCAAUGGCUUUAUUGACAUUAUAAAGCAUGAACUAUCAAUUAUUACUAUUAUUUUCUGUGUAUAAAUGGAUAGAAAUCUUGUGCCUUGCAAACUUUGUUUUUUUUCACAGGUUACUGUUCAAAUGUCCUUUUUUAUCUUGGAUGUCAAAACAACUGUGUUUUAGACUGUAAACUUCAGCUGCCACAAAAGUAACUGUGUAGUAAAUAUGAUACAAAAAGUUAUCUGUCUGAAUGUGGGGGGUGGCGUUGCGUAGUGCAAACGGUAACAAAUGUUCACUAUGACAAACGGUCUUGCUGUAAGCGCCUAGCCUACAGCAUCAGUCGUCAGGUCAGUCGUCUGCUUCACUAAUAUAUUUUCCUAAUGUGAAGUACAUACAGCAUACUAUCUUUUAAAGAAUGUAUAAAAAGCCCGAUUUGAAAAACAAUGCAUGCAGCUCAUUUUAUACUACUUAUGUUUUGUGUUCCAUAUACAGAAUGCAAGGAUUGCAAGAUUCAAAUAACCACUGUUUUUUGCACAAGUUCCUCUAAUACUUUGGAAUGAAGAGUAACAGAAGCAUGUAGUUUUGAGUAUUCCCGAUAGUGUUAUAUGUGACAGGGGCACUCCAUCUUCCGUCUCAUAUUUCAGAGGACAAACGCACAGCUAGCACACCCUCCGGCCACAUCAAAAUGGCAGAUUAUUGAAGUUGCCCCUGUCGAGUAUCUUCAGUUUCUUCUAUAAUGGGGAACCCAAAAUAAAGUCUUGUCCAAGCUGAUUUGCCUGUUGCAUGUGGCUUGACUGGCACAUCAUUGUUGUGCUAUAGACUAAUAAAUUAUUAUAUACA
Brienomyrus brachyistius is the source of this 2039-nucleotide messenger RNA. Its product is annotated as probable G-protein coupled receptor 141. Lineage: Eukaryota; Metazoa; Chordata; Actinopteri; Osteoglossiformes; Mormyridae. Gene Ontology annotation, molecular function: G protein-coupled receptor activity; oxysterol binding. Bases 141 to 1001 code for a protein of 286 amino acids. The transcript is spliced from 2 exons. The record is from RefSeq and is a predicted model, not a curated record. Gene Ontology annotation, biological process: G protein-coupled receptor signaling pathway. Gene Ontology annotation, cellular component: membrane.